CACUACAGCGUGGUGCACCUGAACUGGGAAACCAAUCCUCUCUGGUGAAACUCGGUUUUAAACAUAGUCUCGUUCGACAGCCGUUGGUCACCUUAGGACCCCUGGAAUAUCCUUAUUUUCUGUUGUUUUCCUCACACGUUUGCGCUGAUCUAUGAUGGAGAAUUAAAAUGGUGAGGAAGAAAAAGCUUCUGGUGUUUGAAAUUUGUGGAAACAUGAUGUGGGAUGGAUAAACAGAAAGGAAGCUCUACUAUGGCCUCUAAUGACCCUGACCCCCUCGAACCCCUCGGUGACCCCCAACCUGGUGACCUUAUAGAGAUCUUCAGACCAGCCUAUCAGCACUGGGCUCUCUACCUGGGCGACGGCUACAUUAUUAACCUGACACCUGUUGAUGAGAGUCAAGCAGCGGCCAUGUCCAGCGUGAAGUCCGUCUUCAGUCGGAAGGCGGUGGUGCGCAUGCAGCUGCUGAAGGAGGUGGUGGGGGCGGACUCAUACCGCGUCAACAACAAGUACGAUGACAACCACACGCCCCUGCCUGUCUGCGAAAUCAUCCAGCGAGCUCAAGUCCUCAUCGGCCAGGAGGUUUCCUAUGACCUGCUGGGGAGCAACUGCGAGCAUUUUGUCACCCUGCUGCGCUAUGGGGAGGGGGUGUCUGAGCAGGCAACCCGGGCCAUUGGGGCCAUUAGUUUGAUGACAGCAGCAGCUAGUGCCUUCUCUGUGCUAGGCCUGAUCAACACGCGCUCCAGAAACCGGCCUUUCUGAUGGAGCCGCCGCGCCCAGCAGUCACGUGACCAUGAAAUCACAACAGGAAUGAAAAAAGUCAAACAAUGUCAACAGUCACAAAAAAAUCUUCUGCAUUGUGUUGGAAAGUGAAACUUAUAAUUAAUAAAACAAAUG
This is a messenger RNA of Lampris incognitus (smalleye Pacific opah), 894 nucleotides long. RefSeq names its product phospholipase A and acyltransferase 1 (gene plaat1). Gene Ontology annotation, biological process: N-acylphosphatidylethanolamine metabolic process. Gene Ontology annotation, molecular function: glycerophospholipid phospholipase A1 activity; A2-type glycerophospholipase activity. Gene Ontology annotation, cellular component: cytoplasm. Bases 223 to 759 code for a protein of 178 amino acids. The record is from RefSeq and is a predicted model, not a curated record. NCBI's taxonomy places the organism in Eukaryota, Metazoa, Chordata, Actinopteri, Lampriformes, Lampridae. The transcript has 5 exons.